Messenger RNA from Penicillium diatomitis, 972 nucleotides. RefSeq names its product tyrosine-protein phosphatase. The transcript has 5 exons. Bases 1 to 972 code for a protein of 323 amino acids. NCBI's taxonomy places the organism in Eukaryota, Fungi, Ascomycota, Eurotiomycetes, Eurotiales, Aspergillaceae. Gene Ontology annotation, molecular function: phosphoprotein phosphatase activity. Gene Ontology annotation, biological process: dephosphorylation. The record is from RefSeq and is a predicted model, not a curated record.
AUGGGUCGCCAAUCCAGUAUCGAUCUAGAUUCGCCCGAUCGCCCGUUCGAUAACAUCAUCAACUUCCGAGAUGUCGGCCGGACAAUCAAUCAUUUCUGUGGUUCCGAAAUCCUAAAAGAAGGCGUCCUGUACCGUAGUGCGAGGCCCGAUGAUGCAUCAGAACGCGACAAACGGCGUCUCGCCGAUGAGCUCCACAUCGCUACCGUCAUCGACCUACGAUCACAAACAGAACACCAAAUGGCGACGCGAAAACGGCGCACAGAACUGGUCAGCGCUGGCGCAACCUCGCAAGAAGCCGACUUGACCAAAAUCCCCGUACCUAAUGACCCGGACGAGCAUAUUUGCAAGAUCCCUGAAUCGCAACAUAUGUUUAUUAGCCUGACGGGCAAAUCCUUUGAACGAGCACUCCUCAGCAGACUCGACUGGAUGAGCUAUCUUGACUUGCUAACACCAUCACCACCAACAAUCAACAGCCGAGUGAUCACCCUCGCAUUGACCGGCUAUCGCACCGAUGCCGUGCGUAUCAUCGGCGAGACCGUCAUGCAGCCCCGCGGGCUGAUCGGUCUGGCCCAAGACUCUCUCGAGUCCAGCAUGUCCGAACUCCGCACCAUCUUCACCACCCUCGCCACCUCCGCCGCAUACCCUGUCCUCAUCCACUGUACACAAGGCAAAGACCGGACCGGAAUCAUCAUCUUAUUGCUCCUGCUUCUUGUCGGGGUGCGCAUGGACGCAGUCGCCGACGACUACGGCCGGUCGGAACUCGAGCUCGUGCCGGAAUUCGAAGAACGGAUGCGAGAGAUUCGAGUGCUGGGGUUGGGCGAGGAAUACACGAGGUGUCCGCCGAAUUACGUGCCUGAAAUGAUUGCAUUCUUGGAAAAGAAGUACGGGGGCGUGAAAGGGUACUUGGAGAAGAUUGGGAUUGAUAGCGUGACGCAAGAAUUGAUACGACAGAAAUUGAUGAAUCAGGUUUGA